AUGGCCGGCCUCAACGACGUGCCCUUCAUCAAGGGCCUCGCCGUGCCUUCUGUCUGCGCCCUCAUCAUAUUUCUCGGCUACGUCUCCCAGUUUCUGUUCCAUUACUCGACCACCCUCGAACCCGGUCCUCCCUCUCGUCGCGAAACCAUCACCUUCAACAGUCUCCUCCUUAUCCUUUGGAUAACGUACUAUCGCGCCGUUACCACCGAUCCGGGCCGUUAUAUCUUCAAAGACCGUGUUAUUGAGGCUGAUGGUCAACGAUGGUGCAACAAAUGUGCGGCUCCCAAGCCUGCUAGGGCGCAUCAUUGCCGUCACUGUGCAAGAUGUGUGCCCAGAAUGGAUCAUCACUGUCCCUGGACGAGGAAUUGCGUCUCCAUGACCACGUUUCCCCAUUUCCUACGCUUUUUGAUCUACACCAACAUGUCGCUGUGGAUGCUGGGCUAUUUCCUGUGGCAGCGCUUCUCCCAGAUUUGGGAACACCGUCAUCUGCCUGCAUACUUGGGCCCUAGUUUCUACGGACUAAUUUGCAUGUCUCUUAUUGCCAUCGUCAACUUUGUCACCACCGUUGCGUUAGGAAUCAUGCUCAUUAACACUGUUAAGUCAUGGAUUUUCAACCAGACUAUGAUCGAAGGAUGGGAACAAGAGCGCCAUGAAGCUUUGAUGGACAAAGGUCCCAAGGAGUGGUGGGAUAUAAUGGGACCUGACGGCGAAAAGGUCCGUUUCGAGAAACUCGAGUUUCCAUACGACAUCGGCUUCUUUUCCAACAUGUCACAGGCGAUGGGGUCCCGCAAUAUCCUUUGGUGGUUCUUCCCUCUUGCGGGAAGCCCCAAAAUCUCCAAGGAUGGCACCGGUCAAGGCUGGGCAUGGGAAGAGAACGGCUUCAACCGCGUUGAAGGUCUCUGGCCACCACCGGACCCGGACAAACUUCGUCGAGCCGCACGAGGCUGGCCAGCUGGAAAUCGCGACUAUGCCGAAGAAUUGCGCCAAGCAAACAUGAGCUCCAGCGAGUACAAGGCCGGGUUUCUCAAGCGCCAGGCCGAUGAUGAGAGGCGCAAGAAGCAGCUCAUGGCGGAGCUGGAAGAGGUUGACGAUUUCGACAUGUAUGACGAUGAAGAGUAUGAUCGCGAGCUCGACCAAGGCCUUGGAUGGGUCAAUGCGGAUGGUGAUCGACUACGAGAUUACGGUGUUGAUGAGGAAGAGUCAGAGGUUGGAGAAGCUGAUGAUGACGAUGUGCCACUAGCAGAGCUGAUACGGAGAAGAAAAGUGUUGAAAAAGGACGGCUCAGACGAUUGA
Molecule: messenger RNA, 1293 nt
Organism: Fusarium venenatum
Lineage: Eukaryota; Fungi; Ascomycota; Sordariomycetes; Hypocreales; Nectriaceae
Product: Palmitoyltransferase PFA4
Cellular component (GO): endoplasmic reticulum membrane
Molecular function (GO): protein-cysteine S-palmitoyltransferase activity
Source: RefSeq, a predicted model, not a curated record